GUUUUGGUAUUUUAAGAUAAAUGUAAAACGGUCACUUGUGUUUGGACCGCGUCACUUUUAUGCUAUUUAAAUUAAAUGAAAAACGUUAAUUUAUUGUUGUCAAUUAAACCAAAUUGUGAUAAAAACCACUAAAGCCGAAGCCAAAUAAGCACUUCUUUGUGUUUUAUUAAAAAUCCUAUGCAAGGAAGUAUCGGGACUUGAGAGAGAGAGAGAGUGAUCAAAGGAAGCCGCUUUCAUCGCACGCAAAAAACAGACGCCAAAUUUUCGCACACAUUUUCGCCGCAUUCCGAUACUUGCCGAAUCUAAAGAAAAGGAUAUCCCGCAAAGCAAGAAAGAUGAGCAAGGACAUUUACUACUCGGACAAAUACUACGACGAGCAGUACGAGUACAGACAUGUGGUGCUGCCCAAGGAGCUGGUGAAAAUGGUGCCCAAGACGCAUCUGAUGACCGAGGCCGAGUGGCGUUCGAUAGGUGUGCAGCAGUCGCGCGGAUGGAUACACUACAUGAUCCACAAGCCGGAGCCGCACAUUCUACUGUUCCGGAGGCCCAAGACCGAGGAGUAGGCAUCGAGGCGGAUCAAAACAACAACCGCAGCAGAUACACACACCUACCUACCUACUACCUACCUCUUGUACCCCUCGAACCCCUAACCCUAACACUGGCAUGCUCAUCCGGCAGCUGCUACGAUAUGGUGGUGGUGGUGGUUGUUGCUCGGAACCAACUGUUGCGACAAUCAUUCAUCUUCACGUCGAGUCGAGUCGCUGCGGAGAGCAGUUUUUACCUCUUACUUUUACUACGUGUCUGUGGCAGAUCCUUUCCUAUCUUUACCUAUACCGCCUAUACCUGUAAAUGUAGCAUUUAGAGAUAAAAACGAAGUUUGCCAUUUCA
This is a messenger RNA of Drosophila serrata, 888 nucleotides long. It is a transcript of the gene Cks30A, whose product is annotated as Cyclin-dependent kinase subunit 30A. Lineage: Eukaryota; Metazoa; Arthropoda; Insecta; Diptera; Drosophilidae. The record is from RefSeq and is a predicted model, not a curated record. Gene Ontology annotation, molecular function: cyclin-dependent protein serine/threonine kinase regulator activity.